Plasmodium malariae is the source of this 2535-nucleotide messenger RNA. RefSeq names its product conserved Plasmodium protein, unknown function. The coding region runs from base 1 to 2535 and encodes 844 amino acids. The record is from RefSeq and is a predicted model, not a curated record. The transcript has a single exon. Lineage: Eukaryota; Apicomplexa; Aconoidasida; Haemosporida; Plasmodiidae.
AUGAAAUGUUCCGAAAAAUUAGCCUAUAAAAAGUUAAUAGACGAAUUAAAAAACGAAUUUCCAUUUUUCCAAAAAUACCCGGAUGAUUUUUUUUAUAGUAAAAACAAUGAAAAAUUAAAAAAAAGAGAAGAUUUUGACGCCAUUUUAAAAACUUCUGAACAGAAAAAUGAUGUAAAGGAGUACUGUAAUUUAUUAGUGGAAGAAUUAGAGAAAUCAUUCAAUAUGUUGGAAAAAAAUAAUUCCAUAAAUUAUCUAUGCAAUAUAUUUUUAAAUAAUUACAAUAAUUUGACUAAUGAUUAUUACGAUUAUAUUAACAGUAGUUAUACAAAUUCAGAGACAGUUGAAAAAAUUAUGCAAAAUUACAUCAAAGGUGGUGUAUCAGUGAAGGAAAAUAUUGUCAAAACAGAAAAAACCAAGAUGAAAAAGGAGAAAGAGGAAGUAGAAGUAAUUAAUACUGCAGAUAACAAUUUAAAUUCCAGUGCAAAUAAUAGAGACAAUAAUUAUAGAAAUCAUAUGAAAAACAGCAAGAAAAAGGGAAAAAAGAGUCGCGCAAAAAUCAUUUCCAAAGGCAACCGUAUAACGAAAAAAGUAGUUAACUCCAAUAAUACGAAAUGUGUCGAAAUGAGGGGAAAUUGCCAGGUGAACGAAAGAAGCAAUAAUAGUAGUACCAGUAAUAGUACUAAUACCUGUAAUAACAAUAGCAAUAUUAACAACAACAGUAAUUGUAGCAGUAGUUGCUCUAAGAAUAUCGGCUACUCAAAUCGAGGAACAAGUGAACUAAAAAACUUCUUCAAAGAGGAAAUUGUGAAUAGUAGUGAACUCGGAUUUUGUGACAUUUCAUUUAUCCCAUUUAUUGACAAUUCUUUUUAUAUAAAUUAUGGGUGUAUUGAGACCAUUUUAUGCAGUGAACAGUUAAAUAGCAUUUUUAUGAUUGACAAUAAAAUGACAAUAAAUAACAAGGACGGAUCAUUAAAAUAUAAAAGAUUAAUAACCUUUGGACCCUCAGGAAAAAUUGUUUUUUUGCGGAAUGUAAGAAAAAGUUCGAUCGUUAAAGGGUGGAUUUGUAAGUCUGAUUUAAAGCGAAAAUGUUUUUUUGUCAAAAUUUUUUAUAUCAGAAAUGAGGAAAGUAAUGAUGACAAGGAUAAAGAAAGACUGAAUAUCUGCAUUGAGAAAAAAUGUAAGGACAGUGACAAUGGUGAUAGCUGUGGUAGUAGCAACAGCAGUUGCGAUAGCGAUGUAUGUGCUUGUCUUCCGUUUUGCUUUAUAAACAAAUUCGAAUUCUUAAAUGACCUUAACAUUGAAGGUAUCCAUUUGGAUAAUACAGUUGACAGGUUUGUAGGAAUGCAUAUAUGUGCGCAAGUUUUUGAAGACACAGAUUAUAUCUAUACACAUUUUCGAGAUAUUAUAUAUGCACAUACUUUUCAUUUUUUUAUCACAUUUUAUUCUAAACAAUUGUCAAACAUUGAUAAAUUAGGUUUUUUGUCAAAGGAAUUAAAUAACGAUUUUUUAGUAGAAAAAAAAAAAAAUUCAAAGGAUAACUUUUUAUUAAAAUAUUUUAAUAUGUUAUUAUUUUCAUGUCGAAAUUUUUUAAAUUUGAAAAAUCUAAAAUAUAAAGAAAAGUUUCUCCUCCUAGAUCUUGCACAUAUGCCUUCCUUGAUUAAAUUUAACUAUAGAAAUAAUUAUUGCCAAAUACAUAUUGGUAAUAUUAUUACGAAGAAGCAAAAUUUAAUAUGGUCUAACCAAAAAUUUUUGGAAGCUUUUGAAAUUUACAAGAAUAAUAGUAAAUAUUAUAAUUUUCUGAAGAGCUAUUUCAACCUAGAUCCGGUUUCCAAGGAUUGCAAGUUUGUGUAUGUUUAUGAGAAGGACAAUUUUGUCGUUGAAAGUUGUUCUAAGGAGCAACGCGCAAGUAGGGAGAAAUUAGAGGACACAGCUGGAUACGGGGAUGACGAUGUGAAAAAUGGUGCAAAGGAUGAUAAGAGUUAUGAUGAGAAUAAAGAAAUUAUACAUAAGAAAAACGCCCUUCAAACAAAUGAAAAUUAUCAGUGUGUAAAAGCAACGAAUAAAGAACUCGUUGAAAACUAUGAGCAUUCUCACCCUUUCCUAAAUGAUAAAGAAAAUUUUAUUAUUAAAAAUAUCAUAUUUUUAAAUUCAAAUUUGUAUAAAACUAAAUGGAUUUACAAUUUCUUUAAUUGCAUUAAAUUAACAAUUAAUUUAAAUAAUCAACAUAUUUUAGCUAAUUUCUUACUCAGUCUCGUUUUACUAGAAUUAAGUUGCUAUACUGAAUCUUUUCUGUUUCUUUUUAGGAUUUUUAAAAUAAAAAAAAUGUUUUUAGAUAGCUAUAAAUUAAAAAAUAUUAUUUGCUCCAUUUUUAUAAAACAAUUAAAAAAAAACAUAAAUAAAGAAAUUUUAUGGAAUGUUAUAAUAAACUUUAAAGAAUACGAUUUGUUUAACAUGAGAGAAGAUAACAGCGAACAAUAUUGCCGAAACAUAUUCAUGAGAAACCAAAAUAUAAUUAGUACCCUUCAAAAGAUAUAG